Cavenderia fasciculata is the source of this 183-nucleotide messenger RNA. RefSeq lists its product as uncharacterized. The record is from RefSeq and is a predicted model, not a curated record. NCBI's taxonomy places the organism in Eukaryota, Evosea, Eumycetozoa, Acytosteliales, Cavenderiaceae. The coding region runs from base 1 to 183 and encodes 60 amino acids. The transcript is spliced from 2 exons.
AUGCAACAAUUCGAUAAUUUCAAUAUUUUCACUUCUAACUUUUAUUCAUCACUGUAUUUAGACUCAUUCAAUGAAAGACCCGCAUCCAGUGGUGCUGGUAGACGUGGUGGCUUCCUCCCAACCCCUACUGGUGGUCCAACAAUCUAUUCACCAGUUGGAAGAAACACCAACUUGGCCAUUUAA